Molecule: messenger RNA, 6019 nt
Organism: Mercenaria mercenaria
Lineage: Eukaryota; Metazoa; Mollusca; Bivalvia; Venerida; Veneridae
Exons: 12
Coding region: 1-2028 (675 amino acids)
Biological process (GO): regulation of mitotic spindle organization; activation of protein kinase activity; regulation of mitotic nuclear division
Cellular component (GO): cytoplasm; nucleus
Molecular function (GO): protein kinase binding
Source: RefSeq, a predicted model, not a curated record
AUGUUGGAAAAUCAGAAAAUGUUUAGUUGGUCUAUAGAACAUAUAGCCGAGUUACGUCCAGCAGAUAUAGACGAGAUGCCUGUACAUCAGACUCACUCUGUCAUGCCAGACCGCGAGACAGAGGAGCGUGCUCAGCGUGCCAUAGAACAGUUCUUUGCCAACAAUCUGAUUCACCCCUCACCAUGGAGUGAUCCUAAAAAGAGCAAGAAGAAAAAUAUACUCCCUGUCACACCUGCUUCACAAGGGAGUGGAAGCAAGCAAGCAGAGGAUAUGAUCACAGAGUUACAGGGGUCUAUACAGAAAACAUUGCCUCAUAAACACGGAAUGGUUGAUUCCUCCUGUCAGACAAUGUUGUCUUUGCCAGUGGACUUUGACAUGCAGAAAGUAUUGGGUGCCUACAUGUCACAGGAUGGUAAUGUUGAUGAGGGGAACCAGCAAGAUAUGUUGAGUACUUCCUCUCUGCGCAGGAAGUUGUUUUUCCAUGGAGACACAAGUAGUCUGGCUCCUAGCCCUGUUAAGGGAGUAAAUCUAGAACCAUGUUCUCCAGUGUUCACAAAGCAAACACAACCUAAUUGGGAGCGCACCACUCCACUGAGAAACACACCCAACUUUUCAUCUAGUCCAAUCAAGAGUGCUGGUACACCACAGUAUAGAAGACGAUCAUCAGAUCCUGAGUUCCUUGCUUCACCAGAGUUAUCUCCCAUUGUACAUGGCAAUCUCCCUAGUACAGGAAGAAAGUCAAAGUCAAGGUCAUCGGGAGUGUUUCAGGCUCACAGUGCAGACUUUGAGAUCAGUCCAGUCAGUGAUUUCUGUGAUCCACACUCUGGUAGGGACAGCCCCAUGUCUCCUAUACCAUACCACGGGAUCUCGCCAGACAACCACGAGGAGGACUUCCGGCCGAAGUUUGAAGACAGCCCAGGUUUCUCCCCGAUUCGGCCUCCUAAGACGCCUAUCAGGAAGAUACUGAGAAGAAGUCAGGAGGAGUCGUAUAUACAAAAUGAAUGUUGUGACAGUGAGGAGGAGAAUGAAUCAGUGACGCCUGUAUCCACCAACGCCAAACUGACCAGUAACUCUCUCACACCUGUAGACGCAAUAUCGCCAAUACGACAGUCACCAAAACACACAAUGUCAGGAACUCUCUCAAAAUCUCACAGUUGUACAGAUUUACAGCAUACAAUGGAUUUUGAGUCUGUACCUAUCCCUCGUGAUAACAUCCUCACUUCCAGUCUAUGUGAUACAAGAGAUUUCUCUGCUUCAGCUGACUUCAGUGAUGACACACAUCUGAGAACCAGUCUGUCCAAUCAGGAUACUGGAUACCAGACAGCUAGUUUGCAAUCAACCAAUCAGGAAUCAGUAUCUCUUCAUACAAAUCUGACCAAUCAGUUUGGCUCAUUGCCUUUCAAUGUGACCAAUCAGGAUACAAGUCACAUGUUGACCAAUCAGGAUAAGCCUCCUGUUUUAAAUCUGACUCAUCAUUUCUCUAUGAUAGCCAAUCAGGAUGAAGAGGACAAAAAUUUCAUUCCUGACACAAAUAAUCAUAAAAGUGCUCCAUUGUUUCCGAAACAAAAACUUCUGUUUAUGGAUGAUGACGUAGAUAUUGAGCAUACUCCUAAGAACAGUCUGGCCGUGAGACAAAAUUUUGAAGAUAGUGCUUUACCAGACGAUUUAAGCUCAAGUCAGGGCAAAAUGGAUAUAGAUAUGAAAACUGGUGACCUAGAUUCAGUAGAUUGUGUGGACAGCCAGGAUGAGGAGGAGGUGUUGACGAGAGCCCGGCAAGCGCUGGCCAUGGCUAACAGUAUGUACCCUCUUGAUAAAGAGAGAGACAAGAUGUCAGCUGCAAGGAUAUCUCCCAUUGAGUCAUUGUCACAAAAACCUUCAGAACAUAUCAGUUCUAAAGCGAAAGAGCAUCAGCCAAGUGCUAGCGAGAUCGCAUACUCGAUAAUCCAGCGGGCUGGAGAAGAUCUCGCUAGAUUUGGUUCGUUCAAGUCCAGUAAAACUACAGAACUAACAAUGGAAGGCCUACACUGAAAUUUAUAUAACAACUUUACGACACUGAGAAUGCAAGUGAUUGCAGAAAUUGUCGUAUACUGUAUUACAGGGUUUGCAUAGACAUUGAAAAAUCCUUGCAUUUGAUUCUGGUCGUUGAAAACUUCUGAAAAAUAACUUAAAAUGAAUCUGAUUUUUGAAAAGAAAAUGAUAAAAUUUUAUCCAUAUGCAACUCCUGAGUUCUUUGUGUACUUACUUUAGGAAAAGAAAUUAUUUUAAAAAAUGAAAUAGAAUAAAAAAAAAGAAGAUAUGUACAAGGAAAAUAUUUUUAGGUAUUUCUUCACUUCUUGAUCCUGGUAUGCACCAAGACUUCGAGUGGUUAUACAAUGUAUAAUGUAGUAGUUUAUGACUGCAUCUUAUUGCAGUUUACACCGGUGAAAUUUCAGUUGUUACACUGUUUUAUGGAAGUAGUUGAUAAAAGUUAUAAAGAAAAAGAUUUCAUUGGAAAUGGAGAAUUGUCUUCUUACUCUGGCUUACAAAUCAUGUUAUAUUUCAUAAUCUGUUUUUGUGAUUUACCAAAGAUAAGAGGUUUAGAUGCAUUUAUAAUUUGUGUUUUGAAAGUAUUAUUUUUUAAUUUGUUUUUGAAAGUGAAUCAUAUCUUUAAUUAUUCUUUAAAUGGUGUAAAAGUAACUGUACAAGUAUAUAAUUAUUUAAGUUCUUUACCUAUUUUAAUUCCUUUGUUUCCGACUAUAACUUAGUAUAAGGGAUGGUACUAAAGUUUGUGUAUGUUUAUAUAGUAUUUUUAUAUUUGUAUUGUUGUAAUGUACAAUAAGAAAAGUGAAUGAAUUGUCAGAGAAAAUUGAAUGAGUAUGACAUACAUAUGUACCUUUAAAAUUUGAAUUGAUAAAGGAUUGAUAAAAAAAUGAUUAAAUGAAAUGAUGAAAGUUUGCUCAGUAUAUAUUCAUACAUUUAUAGACCAUGACAGCUUGUUGUCCAGAGUAAUUUAUACAGGAGCUUCAGUGGCCAAGUGGUUAAAGUCACUGACUUUGAAUCACUUUCCUCUCACUGCUGUGGGUUCGAAACCACGCUUGGGAUAUAGAAUUCUUACAUGUGAGGAACCCAUCCAGAUGGCUUAAAGAGGGGUAGUGGUUCUACCCAGGUGGUCCUGCCCAUGAUGAAAUAAUUAUAAUGCCUUGAGGGGAACCUGGGGUCUUCCUCCAACAUCAAGAGCUGGAAGUUGCUAUAUGACCUAUAAUCGUGUUGAUGUGACGUUAAACCCAACAAAAGACAACAUCAAUGUGAAUCUGUAUCACAAUCCUAUGGUAUGAAAUUUGCAGUAUUUUAAAGUUUUGGCACCUUAAGAUGCUACAUAUAUUAAAAUAAACAGCAGAAUGCUACAGUGUACCCUUUAGAAGUGGGAAACCCAAAUCUCUGACAAGGAAGAGUUAUUUAUAGUGAACUAAACCAUUGCACUGUUUGAAUAAUCUAACCAGGUCUUUAUUUGCUUUGUAUCUAUAUUAUUGAAAUACCUUAAAAAUUCAUGUUUGAAAUUUUAAAAGCAAGGAUCUGAAUAAUAUUUAUUGGAAUAUGUGAUUGCUGAGAUUUUCUAUCCAUGUAUAUGAAUGCUGGGAAAUCAUUGAUACUUGUAGGGGACUAAAAUUCAUUGGUUUCCUGGUUGAUCCAACCCACAAAAUUCCAACCAAUCAAAAAUGCCCACCUGCUUUGCUAAAUUUAAGCAGAGCGAAGACCUACGGAUCGCAGGGUCGUGACUUCUAUCCUUGGCGCAUGACAUGUUCUUUCUGACUAUUUAAUCCCCCGCCGUGUCGGAGGGAUUAUAGGAAUGGUCUGUGUCCGUCUGUCCUUCCGUCUUUCAGUCUUUCCGUCCUUCCGUCCGUAACAAAAUCGUGUCCGGUCCAUAUCUCCUAAACCCCUUGAAGGAUUUUCAUCAAACUUGGGUCAAAUGAUCACCUCAUCAAGACAAUGUGCAGAACCCAUGAGUCAGUCAUGCCGGCGCAAGGUCAAGGUCACAACUUAGGGUCAAAGGUUUGAACCUUCCAUUUUGUGUCCGCUCUAUAUCUCCUAAACCCCUUAAAGGAUUUUCAUCAAACUUGGGUCAAACGAUCACAUCAUCAAGGCGAUGUGCAGAACUUAUGAGUCAGCCAUGUCGGCUAAAGGUCAAGGUCACAACUGAAGGUCAAAGGUUUGAGCCUUCCAUUUCAUGUCCGCUCUAUAUCUCCUAAACCCCUUGAAGGAAUUUUAUAAAACUUGGGUCAAAUGAUUACCUCAUCAGAACGAUUUGCAGAAAGUCAACCAUGCCAGCUCAAGGUCAAGGUCACAACUAAGGGUCGAAGGUUUGAGCCUUACAUUUGGUGUCCACUCUGUGCCUCCUUAACCCCUUGAAGGAUUUUCAUCAAACUUGGGUCAAAUGAUCACCUCAUCAAGAACUCAUCAGUCAGCCAUGUCAACUCAAGGUCAAGGUCACAACUGAAAGUCAAAGGUUUCAGCUCUGUAUCUCCUAAACCCCUUGAAGGAUUUUCAUGAAACUUUGGUCAAAUGAUCACCUCAUCAAGACGUUGUGCAGAAUUCAUGAGUCAGCCAUGUCAGUUCAAGGUCAAGGUCACAGCUAAAAUCAAAGGUUUUACCCUUUCACUAUCCAUAGCAGUGGCGGGGGAUUUAGCUGUCUUUCAGACUGCCUUGUUGACAAAAUACAUUGUAUCUGAAAUCAGAGUCCUCCACAUGGGGAAGUUGGCAGUUGUUGGCAGAGAACAGGUUUGUACUGGUACAGAAUCCAGGAACACUGCCUGCUGUUUCAUAACUGAAAUACUGUUGAAAAUGGUGUUAAACCCCAAACAGACUAACAUACAACCAGUCAAAUACCAAUUGACUUUAUGUUCAAAGGUCACUGUCCACAAAUAAAUAUCCAAACUAAAAUAGCCGUUUUGCUCAAAAACCAUGAAAUUAUGUCCCCCCCCCCCCCCCCCCCACCCCUGCACACCCCCCAAAAAUGAUUUUGCAGCACUUGAUUUCGUUUGCUGGGUACAUGUAUUAUGUUUUUGUGGAUUUGUUUGUUUACUAUGAUAACUGAUAUACCUAUUGUGCCAAAAGAAGAUUUCAUUGUGUAAUAAUUGUGUACAUAGAUUCUUAACAAAAGUUUAUAUGUGACUGUGUAUUUGAUGAAAUGUGUAGUAUUAGUAAUGCCUGUUUGUAUUUGCGUUGAAUGCACUUCAUAUUAAUUUUUAUUGCAAUAUAUUUUUUGAAAUGUUUAUAAAUUCUGUUCAUACACUGAUAUGCCCUGCACACUGAAAACAAAUAUCUGCUCACUCCCAUCUUCUAACAUAAAAUUGAAAGACAUGGAAACCAGUUGUGUGUUUUUCCCUUUGCUCUUGUUUAUGGCCUUACUUAACCCUGGCUAGCUUAUUAGGAAGGUAUAAUACCUUGUAUCAAUGGUUGUUUGUAGGACUCCCCAACACAACUGAUGUUCUCUGUGAAGAUAGAAGACAGUGCUUCUGAAGUCAUUAGUCCUCCCCACUUGGAGUCAUGUUGUGUAAACGUGACAAUUACUUGCAGCUGCUAAGUCAUUACAGGUGCAGAAUCCAGAAACACUAGGUUAACUACAGUCACAUAACAGAAAAACUGUUAAUAAUUUAGGUUAAACCCAAUCAAACAAAAAAAAUCUUUGCUAUACAUGUAUUAUACUCAUAUGAAUUAAGAUUGUUAAUUUUGGUUCAACUUCAUUUGAUUUAUUCACUGCUGUGUCAGUUGAAAUAAGUUUCUGAAGACGAAGAAAAAUCUUGUACUACUCUUAUUUUGCAAUUUUCAAGCAGUUCAGAAUGAUGCACUGUACAAGUCAGAUAAUGUACGUGUUGAAAAUCUCAAAAAUUCUAUAUUGGAACAAACUAUCAGAUUUUUAUCCUUUAUUUUUUUUUGAAGGGUGGUUAAAAAUAUUUGUAAUUGUGGUGUACAUAAAUAUUUCCAUCUUGUUAUGUAAAACUUGUGUUGAUUUUAUGAAAUAAAAUGAAUGUAUGCAUAAAUA